AUGGCCGCAAACCAGACUUCGAUCGACACGGACGUCGAAAGACAGCUCGAAGCACCGAUGCAUUUCAUAGGCUUGUACGUCGCCGCAGCGUCACUACUCUGCACACUCGUAAUGGCUGCCGACACUUCGCAUGGAUUCUGGAGGAAACGCCACUGGUUCCCGUCGAGAUACUUCGCACUAAACGCCACCUCGCUAACGCUACUCGCAGUCGCAAUGAAGCUCCCGAUGGAUCUCACGACACGCAUGUACGCAGUCACGGAUCGCCUCGCGAAAGUCAGCAGCCUCGCUUUCAUGUCAACCGCCAUGGCCAACUUCUUGCCGUCUCUAGGCUCGAUGCGCGACAACGACGUCUUCAUGAACGUCGUUGCUUUAGCCAUUCUUGUCGUCACAGUUACCAUCAAUGUAGCCAUCCAGGUCUAUCAGAUCCAUUCUUACCUCAACGCCAGGGUGGCGUUCCCCGAAGAAAUCCUAGCCAUUGGUUCGAUGCUCUUCUUGCUUGUUCUGUUCGCUUCGACGGCUCUGAUGAUCCCCCCCACCAAACGGUACCUGGAGAAAAAGUACCACGACAUGCACAAGAUCGCUUCCAAAGAAGAGCAAGACGAUAACGGGAGAAUGUGUACCGAUAAACUGAGAGUAUUGAUCAAGAAGUAUUGGGUGAUGGCAGAAACCAGCAGCCCUCAGUUUGUGAUAGUUCGUUCGGUGACCUGCACUACAUCAGGGGUCGUGAGCAUGAUCGUAGCUCUCAUUUUAUUGGAGGCUGAGUUACGAAUGUCAAUGCAGGUCAAUAUCCUCGAUCAGUCGAUUUCGAGCUAUGCUUGGUCGACGAAAUGGAUUCUGAUUUUGCAGACUAUUGGAGUGAUAGUCGGGACCGUUGCACCAGCAUCCAGAUGGUUCAAUGCCGUCAAAUGUAGAUCGAAAAUCGAGGGAAGCAAGAGCAUUAAGGGUGUGUUUACAGUGGAGGUAUACUGGACACAGAAAUUGGUGGAGUGGAGACAAAGCUCGUUGUCGUUUCAGAUUCGACACCUCGUGAGCAGAAAAUUGCUCCAUCAUCUGAGAGGAAUGUUUCUUAAACUCUGUAUUUCUCUUCAGUGUGUUAUUGUUCUUGCUAGCAAAUUACUCCUUCUGAUCUCCGUCUGUAUAACAAGUCCAAUCAUCUCGUGUAUUAGCUAUUCGGAAUCAACGGCUCGACCGGAGUUGGACAUCAGGGCUUACGUUAUGCUGCUCGAAGGGGAGGAAAAGCUGUCUAAAGAAACCGUGGAGUAUAUCUUGAACGAGGUCGAUAGCGUCAUUCAAAAAGGCAAGAAGCGCAAACCGGCAAAUUUAUCGAAAUUUCUAAAUAAAUCUUGCAACUUUGAUGGUGUGGCGGGGUUCGACAGUCGUCGAAUUCCGAGCCUGCAUUCUGAAGAAGCCGUCCCGUAUUGCUGGUCUCUACCUGUAGUCACUUUGACUAGCAUCGCACUUGCGCUUCCCAAUGUAGAGAAGCGCAAAUCUGAACAACUAAUGAAAAGUGUCACCGAAGGGAUCUCCUACGUGAAACUUAUCGAUACGAUCUUGGACAAAAAAGACGGUCUCGAAAACGUAAGAACUGCAGCAGAUGUUGUCUGGGUUGGAGUUGAGCUGUACCACAGGUGGCAAGACAAGGACCUUCACGAAACGUCACUCGAAGGCAAAAACGGCGCGGAGAUACUACGACAGCUCGGUGACAGAGCUGAAACGACAGUCGUCGAGUUCGAGAGAGAUGAGAGAGACUACUUGAUGAGGGAACCUCUUAAUUGGCCUGCAAAUGUUAUUGCUGCCAACACAAUGUACAGAAUCAGCAGAACAAUUCUGCUGACUCAGAGCGAAAAAACGGAUGACGAACUGUUUGAGCACUUAUCGGUCACGAUAGCAGAUGUACUAGCGGCAUGUCUUACCAAUUUAGGACACGUAAUAACCGUGACAUGCCGACGUAAUGCAAUUGAGGAGAGGGAGAAAAGCGUGCGUAAAGCGGCGCUUCUUCUCGGUGAAACCGAAGACAUUAUCGCACAUCUCAGGCAACGUGAACUCCCACUCUCGGCCCCCGAUCGAGGAGCUUCCGUUCAAGAAUGGCGAGCAUUAAUCGACACUGCAAACAACAUUAAUCGGGAUUUCAAUUCUAAAACGGAAAUUGAAACAGGUGCUUCAAAAUGCAGAGAAGCGAUCGUAGAUAUAAAAGUCGAAUGA
This is a messenger RNA of Erythranthe guttata (spotted monkey flower), 2202 nucleotides long. RefSeq lists its product as uncharacterized. NCBI's taxonomy places the organism in Eukaryota, Viridiplantae, Streptophyta, Magnoliopsida, Lamiales, Phrymaceae. The record is from RefSeq and is a predicted model, not a curated record.